UAACGAUGGCAGGUUUCAGCGGUGACGAAACUGCUCCAUUCUUUGGCUUCCUUGGAGCUGCUGCUGCCCUUGUCUUCUCCUGUAUGGGAGCCGCUUACGGAACAGCAAAGAGUGGAGUAGGCGUGGCCUCUAUGGGAGUUAUGAGGCCAGAGCUCGUCAUGAAAUCCAUUGUCCCAGUGGUAAUGGCUGGAGUGCUGGGUAUUUAUGGAUUAAUCAUAGCUGUUAUUAUUAGUACAGGAAUUAACCCGAAAGCAAAAUCUUACUAUCUCUUCGAUGGGUAUGCCCACUUAUCGUCCGGCCUUGCCUGUGGCCUUGCCGGACUUUCUGCGGGAAUGGCGAUUGGAAUUGUUGGUGAUGCUGGAGUUCGGUAUGUUUUAUUUUUCUUUUCUUUUACAAGUAUUUUCUUACUUUAUCCUUUUCUUUUUCGGGCGAACGCCCAGCAACCAAGCGUGUUCGUGGGAAUGAUUCUUAUUCUGAUCUUUGCGGAAGCUCUGGGCCCUCUACGGCCUCAUCGUGGUAUCAUUCUGUCAUCUCGUGCAGGCCAAUCCCGUGCUGAUUGA
This is a messenger RNA of Neltuma alba, 560 nucleotides long. Its product is annotated as V-type proton ATPase 16 kDa proteolipid subunit-like. Gene Ontology annotation, biological process: proton transmembrane transport. The transcript has 3 exons. The record is from RefSeq and is a predicted model, not a curated record. Lineage: Eukaryota; Viridiplantae; Streptophyta; Magnoliopsida; Fabales; Fabaceae. The coding region runs from base 6 to 560 and encodes 184 amino acids. Gene Ontology annotation, molecular function: proton-transporting ATPase activity, rotational mechanism. Gene Ontology annotation, cellular component: proton-transporting V-type ATPase, V0 domain.